AUGACUGCUCCCUCCGCACCUCUUCCUGCCGUCAGUUUCGACCCAAACUACUUUCCGGCGCGGCUCAACACUUCACUGAAUGCUGGGCGGUAUACCAUUCUGCGCAAGCUUGGUGAAGGCGUGUCAUCUUCCUGCUGGCUUGUCGAAGAUGGGGAGGGCGAAGAAGGAUACAAGUACUUGGCUGCGAAAAUCUUGACGAUCGACGCUACGCAGCAACAUGAGGCUGGUCUGACACACGAACUCGAAUUCCUCAAGGAGAUCGAGGCGCGGAAUGACACUGAUCACCUUCCCAUGCUCCGAGAUCACUUCAUCGAACAUGGACCCAAAGGCAAACAUCUAUGCCUUGUCCAGGACUUGUACAGUACAUCUGUAUCGUCUUUACGACGAUCCGCACCCCACAAGGCCCUUCUCCCGUACAUGGUGAAGAAUGUCAUCUUGAUGGCUGUCGAGGCUCUUGCCCAGCUGCACGCUAUGAACAUGGUCCAUACAGGUUUGCCAGAUCCAAAUCCACUUGGUCUGUACUCACAGACGAGCGAUACAGAUGUUAAGCUUGAUAAUCUCCUCUUUGGCAACUCGCUUUACUCCUUGGAUCGCGAUCUACAGAAGUACCUUGAAGCAAAUCCUGCACAGCUUGAAGGAGAAGCACAAGUGGAAGGAGAGACUUACCCGUCUGUCUCAUUCAUGCACCCCACGGCUCAGCGAGCCGGUAAACAGCCAACUGCCGACUGCUUUGGUGCACUUGACCUCCGUGCAGCAGAGACCAUUCUUCAAUCGGACUUCGGGCCAGCGGUGGAUAUCUGGGCCGUGUAUCGCCAGACUUUUCCAGAUAAGAUGCUUCAGCGUGCCAGCCUCCGCAAGGAAUACUUUGACGAUACAGGUAACCUUUUACGCAUACCCGAGUUGACAUCAGUCAGUUUGGAGACGGCCAUGGCGAAUUACAAGAUCCCCAACCCUUCAGAGGACGAAAUUCGUUUGGCAGCGGAUUUUAUUAGGGCUUGCCUGAAGUUUGAUUCUGAGGAGUGA
Laccaria bicolor S238N-H82 is the source of this 1023-nucleotide messenger RNA. RefSeq lists its product as uncharacterized. NCBI's taxonomy places the organism in Eukaryota, Fungi, Basidiomycota, Agaricomycetes, Agaricales, Hydnangiaceae. Gene Ontology annotation, molecular function: ATP binding; protein kinase activity. The transcript is spliced from 5 exons. Gene Ontology annotation, biological process: protein phosphorylation; spliceosomal complex assembly; regulation of mRNA processing. The coding region runs from base 1 to 1023 and encodes 340 amino acids. The record is from RefSeq and is a predicted model, not a curated record.